Molecule: messenger RNA, 1254 nt
Organism: Salarias fasciatus (jewelled blenny)
Lineage: Eukaryota; Metazoa; Chordata; Actinopteri; Blenniiformes; Blenniidae
Product: acyl-coenzyme A thioesterase 1-like
Exons: 3
Coding region: 1-1254 (417 amino acids)
Biological process (GO): fatty acid metabolic process; acyl-CoA metabolic process
Molecular function (GO): fatty acyl-CoA hydrolase activity
Source: RefSeq, a predicted model, not a curated record
AUGUCCUCACAAGUGAGACUGCAGCUGUUGCCGAGGGCCAGGUGUUUGUUUGAUGAGCCCAUCCAGGUGAAGGUGGCCGGGUUGAAGUCGUACCAGGUGGUCACCAUGAAGGCCAGAUCAACAGACGAGAGAUGGGUGCUCUUCAACUCUUCUGCCGUCUACAGAGCCGACGAGAGCGGGGAGAUCGACCUGAACAGAGACCCCUCGCUCAGCGGGAGCUACGUCGGGGUGGAGCCCAUGGGCCUGCUGUGGUCGCUGAGUCCAGAGACCUUGCACAAGCAUUUCACCAAAACUAAAGCACUCAUCCCCCACGUGGUGAAGAUCUCUGUGCAUGAGGAAGGGGAGGAGGGCCAGAUGUUGGCUGAGGUGACCAAUGAGAGGUUUCUGAUUGCUGACGGGGUCAGUCGAGUUCCUGUCAGCGAGGGAAAUAUCAACGGAGUCCUCUUUACACCUCCAGGAGAAGGACCGUUUCCUGCUGUGUUGGAUUUGUGCACCGUCAUGUCUGAGACAAGAGCCUGUUUGCUCGCCAACAAAGGCUUCAUGGUUCUCACUGUAGCUGUGUUCAAUGACAAGCCCCGCGACAUUAAAGAAUUGCACUUGGACCCCCACCAAGAAGCAGUUGACUACUUACUGAAACAACCAAAGGUGGGCAGCAAAGGAGUUGGAGUGUUGUCUCGAUCGAAGGGAGGAGAUGUGGCGUUGGCACUUGCUGUCUUUGUGCCUGGCGUUGAGGCCAUAGUGUGGAUCAAUGGAUGCAGUGCUAGUAGCGGCUUUCCUCUUUUCUACAGAAAGUGUCGGAUCCUCUCACCAUUGCCAUUUGACAUAAGCAAGGCAAUCCCCACUGAGUCAGGAGCAAGCAUCAUUAAGCACAUUCUUGAAAAUCCCCUGGCAGAGGAGAACAAGGGCAGCCUGGUCCAUGUUCAGAAAGUCAAGGGGCGUUUGCUCUUUGUGGCUUCAGGAGACGACCUGAACUGGGACAGCAAGGGCUACAUGGACGAGAUGGUGGAGAGACUGAAGCGCUAUGGAAAGAACAACUUUGAGAGUGUGUACUAUCCUCUGGCUGGACACUUACUGGAGCCACCGUAUUACCCCUUCUGCCCCUCUAGUUUACAUGGCGUGGUUCCUUUCCCAAUCCUUUGGGGAGGCGAGCCCACAGCUCACAUUGCAGCUGAAGAGGAUCUUUUGGAGAAGAUCCAAGAGUUUCUUAAAACUCACCUGAGCUGUGAUCUUGCAAAAAGUACAUCGAAGUUAUAG